AUGACAUUGCCGUUCUACCUGGACAAAGGAUCAAGGGAAAUUAAGCUAGAACCUCAUCCCGAUGGAGAUUCUGGAGAACGACCAAAUAACUCUACAUUAGUUGUUCAAGCACCAUUGGAGAUUUGGCCUUCAAAGCAAAUGUGUAUUUGGAAAAGUGCACUUCGACCGAUCAUCACGAAAAACAAGGGAGCGAGGAAAUUUAACUCCUACAUGCAUAAACCUCUCACGGGGUCCAAUUACACAAUAAUUGUGCCCACGAAUAGCACUACCGCCAAAAUUGGAAAUCUGUGUCCAGCAUUGGAAAAUGGAAAUUCCCAUCGAGAAUAG
Molecule: messenger RNA, 327 nt
Organism: Acaulospora colombiana
Lineage: Eukaryota; Fungi; Glomeromycota; Glomeromycetes; Diversisporales; Acaulosporaceae
Source: the annotation of a GenBank genome assembly